AUGCCUAGUGAUCAAACCACCAUUUCAUCCACUGAACUGCUAUUUUCAGGACUCAAUGUCAACCUGCAAGACAGCCGACAAGAGUCCCUACAUCUGUCUGAAUCUUCACCGUCUGAACUGAGUAAUGUGCAAGAUGCAUUUGCCAAAAUAUGUAUGGCAUGUCGAACUGGAGAUUAUGAAGUCGUUGACUCUUUGCUAAGCACUCCUAACCUUGAUAUUAAUCAGGUAGACGAAUACGACUACUCCCCUUUAAUAUUAAGCUCGUUGUGUGGACACUUGAAGAUUGUCGAGCUACUAUUGAAGAGGGGCGCUGUCUGUGAUAGAGAUACAUUCCAGGGCGCUAGGUGUAUCUAUGGAGCUCUUACGGAUGAAAUUAGGGAUCUACUAGUUAGUUUUGAUAUUUCCAAAGCAGUGGACGUCAACCAACCAUUUGCUGGUCAUAUCGCGUCACUUUAUACCACCUCGGCUAACAAAGAUGUUGUGUUUAAUUUCAGGCCAAAGGGAUUGAGUUCAGAGUUGAGUGCAUUUUCGUUGCAUAGAUUUUUGUUAGUUGCACGAAGCCUGUACUUUAGAGAAAAGUUUCAAAAUGACUGGCUGUUUUUGAGUGUUGUGGAAAUGCCAAAUGAAGUGGACCCGUUGGCGUUUAGAGUGAUCGUUGAUUACAUAUACCUUAGAACAGAUUCAAUGGUGAUUACUGAGAAGGCGUUCCGUGAAACGGUGGUUUCCUUAGCUGAGGAGUACGAGUUAGAGGAUUUAGCUAGUGCUAUUAAAGAAAUUUCAAGUGCAAAAGAUGAAAAAGAGCAGUUCAAAAUCAAGCACGAACUAGCUAUGAAGAUUGUUGAGAAGGCUAGAAAAGAACUUGACUCAUUUUUAGCUAAUGACAUCAUUGGCAAUAGUGUUUCCUCAAAAAUGGAGCUCGAGAAGGACAUUGAGCUUGAAGAUAUCAAUUGUCAGCAAUACGUUACACAAGAGCAGAAGAAAACUUUGCUUGAGCUGUCUUCCAUCCCUGAUUCCAUUCUCUCAUAUGUCGACUCAAACUCAGAAGCAGUUAUUUUUUACCCUGUUAAUAAAUCCAUACUCACAAGAUCGGAGUACUUUGACACGAUGUUUAAAUCGAAUAUUUUCAGAUUCGCAGAGGAGGAAAUUCCAAUGUACAGAGAUGGUGAAGUCUCAGUUGUAAAUAGGCCUCAAGUAGAUGAGUCACAUUUACCGAUAAUACAGCUUUCAACCAGUACGGCUGAUAAGAAAGUGGCAGCAAUGGUGUUAUCAUACUUGUAUCAUGAUGAUGUGAAUGAAAUUCCCCUUGAGAAUGUCGUUGAAUUGUUGUAUGCAGCAGAUGAAUUGUUCCUAGAAAGAUUGAAAACAAUGUCAGCUGUAAGGUUGAGUUCACAAUAUCCGAAAUUCACCUAUCAGGAAUUUCAACUGUUGGAACAAGAGGUAAAAUAUGACGCGUAUGAUUUGAUUAGAGCAGCAUGGCUGACACGAUGCGAUAAAUUGGAACAACAUGUCACCAAAAUGAUAGCUUGUAACUUGCAAGACAUUGUCGAACGUGAAGAGGAAAGUGCAAAAUUGUUAGCUUUGAUUGCUGAAUCAGCUGCAAGAAUCAGAGAAAGACAAGAUACAGACACAAUUGAAUUGGUUGAUGAUAUACGAUACUAUUUAUCGAAAAAGUAUGCAGUUAGUGAAGAUGGUGAAAGCUUGGACCCUUUGAGCAGUUUUGGAUACAGAGACAAAAAGACGGAGAAUAUUAAAUUGUAUCAAAAUUCACUAUUGAAAUAUGAAAGAGAUGUCGAAGUUAUCGAGAAUAUGUUGGACAAGUUGAAUUUGGACGCUUAG
Molecule: messenger RNA, 1836 nt
Organism: Lodderomyces orthopsilosis Co 90-125
Lineage: Eukaryota; Fungi; Ascomycota; Pichiomycetes; Serinales; Debaryomycetaceae
Exons: 1
Coding region: 1-1836 (611 amino acids)
Cellular component (GO): ubiquitin ligase complex; cytoplasm
Molecular function (GO): protein binding
Source: RefSeq, a predicted model, not a curated record